This is a messenger RNA of Bactrocera latifrons, 1820 nucleotides long. RefSeq lists its product as uncharacterized. The record is from RefSeq and is a predicted model, not a curated record. The coding region runs from base 231 to 464 and encodes 77 amino acids. The transcript is spliced from 3 exons. Lineage: Eukaryota; Metazoa; Arthropoda; Insecta; Diptera; Tephritidae.
UUUUCUUUUCUCUAGAAGAUUUUCUGUGAGUUGCACGCGAAUAAAUUUUGCUGAACUCUACAAUUGUCUUUUGCACUUUUAAUUUCAAAUAUAAUUUGUGGAAGCAUAGCGCCAGUUGCAGUAGAGAAACGCAUCCGAGCAAUAGAAUAACAAAAAUAUUAUCAAAAUAUUUUAUUUAAUUUUGCCAAUCCGUGCGGAGUAACAGUAUUUGACAUAAAUUUGUGAAAAACAUGAGAACUUCAAGUGUGGUACAAUAUGCGCUUCGUAUGAGUUUUGGACAGUCUUCAGCACAGUCGUCAAGCAGUGUCUUCACCACAGCCUCUCCUGAACGCGUAGUGCCACGUUCCGCUACCAUGAUGGCCGUCUUUGGAAUUGCAAUCUCCUCAUUCAGCUUGAAACAGAUGUUGGCCAGCAGCGGGGCUAACAAAUCUACAGAUGCAGCACUAACAUUGCGCAAACUUUAAAUAAAAAUACGCAUAAAAUGGCAAAUCGUUUAAAAAUCAUUAUCAAUUUGAAGCAGAAGCAGCGGCAGAACAGGCGCGAGAGAGGAGGAAGAAAUCAUGUACGCAAUUGACUGAAAUAGGAAAGUAAACCGUAACAAAGCAUAACAAAAUGAACUUGAAAAUCGAAAAAUGUUAUAAGCAAUGCUAACCACAUACAGGUGUGUGCGUGAAAAUAGAGAACUUUCAGCUAAUAAACAGAAAUUGAAAUGUAUAAAGCACAAAACUGUUGAAAGAAAUUAUGUGGAGUAAGGAAUACGCAGGGAAAUCAACUCAAGGCCAGCCUGCAAUGCAACGAUUAGUAAACAGAAUAAAAAUGUAAAAUCCAGCAAAAAAAAAGAAAAAUCUAAGCAAUUUGUGUUGUAAUUAUAAAUUUUAGCGUGCAAGCGUUUAAAGUGUUGCUACACAAUGCACAAAUUCAAAAGCAAAUUUUUGGUUGAAGAAAUUUACUACUUAUGGACAUUGCAGUGAGACUGCAGGGGAGCGUAGUUUAACAACACGUCGAUAACGUUUAUAUAAAGCCAACGUUACACUAAUUUCCAUCUUUCAAAUAUGCAACUAUGAUUGAUUUUCGAAUUAUAGUCGUUUAGAACUCAUCGUUAUCAUCUACAUAUAUAAACAACGCCUACUCUUUAAGUCUUUAAUUCAUUUAGUUUAUAGUUGUAUAUAAUUUCGAAAUAGUAUUUUUGGUUAACACACUGUUCAUACAUAUAACUUUAUACAUUUAGCUGUAAGUGACACCUUUGACGUGAUUGGCAAACACAAUCUAAACUUAUCAACAAAUAGUUUAAAUACAUUAUAUGGCACAUGCAAAUUUAUAUUGCGCUCUCCAUGAAUAGUUAUUGCUAACCACGUUUAUAUUAAAAACAUUUGCUUUGAAACAAAAACUUGUUGCUUGCAUUCUAAAAUCAAUAAUUUAACACCACAUAAUAUGCUUAAAAAAGAAAACGAAGAAGAAGUAACUUGCAAGUGAUCUUUUAAAAUUUAGUAGAAUUAACUGAAUAGUUAUUUGUGUCAGCUACUAAUAUAUAUUUGGAAAUAUUUGUUAAAAUUAAAUUGUGUCUGAAAUCACAAUCUGAAUUUACUUGAUUCCGAAUAUGUAUGCUGUUGGACGCACUUUAAAAUUAUGUGAUACAUGCAAUCGUCUUGCGUCACGCUUAAUAAAAAUAACUAUUGUACGUAAUAAAAAUUUUAAUAUAUGUACAUUUAAUAUGUUUGUGUAACUUCUAUAUUUUGUAAAUUUAUUUAUAUUAUUUCGUUAGAGUUGCACAUCAACACAUACGUCGUACAAACGUAUGUAGAUAUACACGUUCAAAUAUA